Colletotrichum paranaense is the source of this 294-nucleotide messenger RNA. RefSeq lists its product as uncharacterized. The coding region runs from base 1 to 294 and encodes 97 amino acids. NCBI's taxonomy places the organism in Eukaryota, Fungi, Ascomycota, Sordariomycetes, Glomerellales, Glomerellaceae. The record is from RefSeq and is a predicted model, not a curated record. The transcript has a single exon.
AUGAAACGCCCGUGCCGAAUCGUGGCCUUUGGGAAUCUCGACCACUGUCAGUUGCAACACCAACCCGUCCCUUCAUUGGCACGACACGGGGAGGCGCUAGCUUCGCCUUGCGUUGCUUGCCUUGCCUGGCAUCGACCAGGCGAGGGCGAUGAGUUACAACGUCAGGUCAAGGCUCACUGGCUCAGGAGUCGGGGAGUGCCAGACAAGGCUCCGGCAGUUGAAGGGAUGUGCAUGUUAAAUCUCGUUAGACCCACUCACACGAGGAGACUACGUCUGUUAGCUAAACUUAGCUGA